GAACAAUAGGUGCUUGUAAAGCGGGAUUAAUUGGAAAUAAUUGAGCUGCUGGAGACUGUCGUCCCAGUAGUGUCCAUCCUCAGCAUUCUUUCGGCCUUUCACGUAUCAGACAUCACCAUCUCUUGCAAGUCAAUGACAAAACCAAGGCCUCGCUACGGUAGCUGCCAGAUGGCAAUAUCCCUUUAUGAACUGGCGGCCGUUUUAGCAUGGCAGCUGCUGUUGUUGGCGCCAUCCAUCCACGCGUACACUGCGCCAGAAGAACUGGCUGCCCUCAUCGCCCUCCGCGACGCCAACAUCAACAAGAGCCGCUCCUGGGCGCGCACGCUGUCUCACUGGACCUGCCCCACCGAGCCCGCCGACUCCGACCAGCCCUGCGACCCCUGCUCCAAGGACUGGAGCGGCAACUGGGAGUUCAUCCACUGCAGGGGCUCCGCGGGACCGUACGGAGAGGGCUCCAAGGGCGACUACAACGGCUACGUCACCAACGUCCACAUCACCGAC
This is a messenger RNA of Astrephomene gubernaculifera, 501 nucleotides long. NCBI's taxonomy places the organism in Eukaryota, Viridiplantae, Chlorophyta, Chlorophyceae, Chlamydomonadales, Astrephomenaceae. The record is from the annotation of a GenBank genome assembly.